UAUAUAAGGUAGUGCGGAAGGGAAGGUUGGCAGUGUGUGUUGAGACUUGCUGGUAUAGAGUCAGCUGUAAGACAUCGACAUGAUCUCGAAAGCCAUGGUUGUGGUGGUGGUGGUGUUGAUGGCUGGACUCCUGGCGACAGUCCUGGCUAGUCCUGUCGCCACGCCCUCAGGAGGUGGAAGUUACGGCCACAGGAGGUCUGGUUACGGUGGAUAUGGUGGCGGCUAUGGAGGAUAUGGUGGUUAUGGUGGCGGCUAUGGCGGAGGCUAUGGAGGAUAUGGUGGAUAUGGUGGAUAUGGCGGUGGGUAUGGUGGUUAUGGUAGUGGCUAUGGUGGAUUCGGGCGCGGCUACGGUGGAUAUGGAGGAGGCUACGGUGGUGCCUAUGGCGGCUACGGUGGUGGAUAUGGUGGUUACAGAAGCAGCUAUGGUGGUGGUCAUGGCCGUGGAUAUGGAGGAUACGGAGGUGGAUACGGAUAUGGCCGUUGAGGUCGUCAUGGUCAAGAUCAGUGCUGGAGGCAAAUUGACGACACCAUGCAAUAUCUGUUUAUAAAUAAUAAAGCAGAAAUGAGA
This is a messenger RNA of Homarus americanus (American lobster), 568 nucleotides long. RefSeq names its product neuropeptide-like protein 31. NCBI's taxonomy places the organism in Eukaryota, Metazoa, Arthropoda, Malacostraca, Decapoda, Nephropidae. The transcript has 3 exons. The coding region runs from base 80 to 484 and encodes 134 amino acids. The record is from RefSeq and is a predicted model, not a curated record.